CGCGCGAGCAGCGCAGUUGCACUCGGUGAAUUGUCUCUAUCACACAAUUCACAAGCUGGAUGUCUCGCGUACAGAAUAAUGUACUCCAAGGCGAAGUGAGUAAUUAGGCCAAACGGUAAGACUUGUUCAGUGUUCACUCAUCGCAGUGUUGGCCAAAAUAGCUCAGCUGUGUGGCACUCUGAUUUAUCCGGCGACGUGGUAACCAAGAAUUGCCAACUCCAAAUAGGAAGUAUCGUGAUCGCUAGGGAAGAGCCCACCUCGACCGGCUCGACGGUCCCGAUCGACUAUCUCAAUUUACCCUUGUUCGUGACUAGAGGAGAUGACCUCGUAGGCUCGUACGUUUACACUUUUGGAUUGACCUGAACAGAGACAAUAUGGAGUACCCCAGUAUAUAGUAUGUAGCUUCAACCAAGCGCAUCCCUGAUCCCUCUUCUCGUACCAAUUCUGCUCCAAAUGGUAAGGAAGAUGACAUUCCCCGAUGAGAUCAUAGCCAACAUCCUGACACGGCUACCGCCCAAGGAGCUCGUCCGCGCGCGAGUCGUGUGCAAGCAAUGGCACGCCUUGACGUCGGAACACCUCUUCAUGCACACAAACCUCCUGCGCACCAACGCCGGUCACCCCGUCAUCGCCGGCUUCUUCCUCAACGACGAGAUCCACGAGACGUUCAGCUACAACCCCCUCCUCCGAGGCUAUUCCAGCCCCGACCUCUCGUUCAUCCCGACCACCGCCGACACGGCUAACUCCGAGACCUACGUCACCAGCUCCUGCCACGGGCUUCUCCUCUGCCGCCGCCGUCGACGCAUCGACGGCGAGCUUGGCGUGUACAGAGCACGGCACUACGUCUGCAACCCGGAAACCAUGGAAUUCUUCGAGGUUGACGUCCCGGCCGGCGCCGGUGGCGCCGGCCAAUAUCUGAACCUCGCCUACGACCCGUUGAAGUCGCGGCACCAGUACAGGAUCGUCGCGCGCGGGCACGACGGCAUCCGCGUCUACUCCUCCCGGACACGUUCUUGGCGCACGGCGGUCCGGUACGACGGCCGCUGCCGCCGCAGCCCGUUCGCGGGGCUCCGCCACCCGCGUGGCGUCUUCUGGAACGGCUCGCUGGUGUGGGCGAUGCUGUCGCCUCGCCUCCUCCGCUUCGCCAUCGACAGCGGGGAGCUGAGCGAGAUGCCGCUGCCGCCGAGGCUGCGGUCCGAGGGCUGGUUCCACGCCGGGUGGGUGUACGCCUACGUCGGCGAGUCCGGCGGCCGGCUGCAGGUGAUCGGGUACACCGACGAGGAGAGGCGGGCCGCCUGCUUCGACGUGCUGGAGAUGCGCGACGACGAGGAGGGGGAGUGGACGGUGCUGUACCGCGUCGACCUGACGCGGGUUAAGGAGCUCUACGACCCCGGCGACGACGACGGCGCGCGCGUGGCGAGGGUGACGCUGGAGCACUUCUCGUGGGGAGGCGCGCCGCUGCACGUCGUGCGGGGGCCCGGGGAGGCGGGGCGGCACGGCGUGCUGUUCUUCAGCGUGCCCGGGAAGAUCGCGUGCUACGACGCCGAGAGCCGGGCGGUCUCGGUGGUCUGGCAGGACACGGCGACGACGUCGUCGCCGAAACACUUACUGUCUUACACGUGGUUCAACUUUUAUGCCUACACUCCGAGCUUUCUUCGUUUAUAGGAUACCAAUUACCAAGCGUCCGUUUUACGAGUCGA
This is a messenger RNA of Oryza sativa Japonica Group (Japanese rice), 1697 nucleotides long. RefSeq names its product F-box protein At5g07610. The record is from RefSeq and is a predicted model, not a curated record. Lineage: Eukaryota; Viridiplantae; Streptophyta; Magnoliopsida; Poales; Poaceae. Gene Ontology annotation, molecular function: protein binding.